Zea mays is the source of this 1424-nucleotide messenger RNA. RefSeq names its product ATPase. Lineage: Eukaryota; Viridiplantae; Streptophyta; Magnoliopsida; Poales; Poaceae. The transcript is spliced from 7 exons. The coding region runs from base 69 to 1115 and encodes 348 amino acids. The record is from RefSeq and is marked validated.
AUACAUCAGACUUUGACUCGCUUCUAUCUCGCGCAAGCCGAGAAGAAAGGAGCCCGUCUACGCGAGAGAUGGGCGGCUACGAGAACGGCGAGUCGACGGCGGCCGCGGCGCUUGCUGACGGUGGUGUGAUUCUGGGCGUGGACGGCGGCACCACCAACACCGUUUGCGUCUGCCUGCCGGCUGCAAUGACGCCGCCGGAGUCUCCGGCCACCGUACCCGUGCUUGCACGCGCCGUCGCCGGCUGCUCAAACCGCAAUUCCGUCGGAGAAAAUGCUGCCUUGGAAACUCUCGAGCAGGUCAUGACACAGGCUCUAGCAUUGGCCAACACAGAUCGUUCAGCUGUCCGAGCAGUUUGUUUAGCCGUAUCAGGAGUGAACCAUCCUUCAGAUCAGCUGAGGAUGCUGGAAUGGAUCCGGGAUCUGUUCCCAGACAAUGCAAAAAAUUAUGUAGAAAAUGAUGCAGUGGCGGCCCUGGCUAGUGGUACAAUGGGAAAGCUGCAUGGUUGUGUGUUAAUUGCGGGCACUGGAUGCAUUGCUUAUGGAGUUACAGAAGAUGGAAAAGUAGCAAGAGCAGCUGGUGCUGGGCCUGUUUUGGGCGACUGGGGUAGUGGAUAUGGCAUUGCUGCACAGGCCCUGACAGCAGUUAUAAAAGCAUACGAUGGUCGUGGGCCACAAACUAGACUUACAAGAGAUAUCCUUGAGAAGCUUGAUCUUUCUUCACCAGAUGAAAUCAUAGGGUGGACAUAUGCGGAUCCAUCUUGGGCUCGUAUUGCAGCACUUGUACCAGUUGUGGUAUCUUCUGCUGAAGAUGGUGAUGAAGUAGCUAACAAAAUCUUGCAUGAUUCAGUCCAAGAGUUGGCUGACACUGUUAUAGCGGUUGUUCAGCGUCUUAGAUUGUGUGGCGAAGAUGGAAAGGACAUGUUUCCACUUGUUUUGGUUGGAGGGGUCCUUGAAGGAAAUAAAAAGUGGGAUAUCAGUGGUGAGGUCAUAAAAUGUAUUUCCAAGGUCUUCCCGGGCACUGAUCCUAUUUGGCCUGAGGUGGAACCAGCAAUCGGUGCUGCCUUGCUAGCCUGGAGCCAUCACCACAAAGGGUUGAAAUUGGAGAAUGGAAGUUGAUUCCCAGCAUUUAAGGGUGUCAAUUGUACAUUGAGGAGUUGGCGAGCCAAAGGGGUAUUGGUCCCAAUGAUACAUUCAUCGGCAUGAAGGCUUUUCGUUCCCAGCAAAAAGAAUAAAUCGUGGAUGGGUGCAAACAUGCGGUGUGGAUAGAACAUAUUUCUGAUGUAAGUAGGUAGUAAGAAUUGUUCAAAUAUUCCUCUGAUUCUAACUCUCGGUGAUUGUUGUAUGUGUUCUGUUUGUGUUUGGAGGUAGUAACAUGUAUCUGUCUACCAUGGAUAAUUGAUCGUCAAAUGUUCAGAUCUUUUUUUA